This is a messenger RNA of Aedes albopictus (Asian tiger mosquito), 2295 nucleotides long. RefSeq names its product titin homolog. Lineage: Eukaryota; Metazoa; Arthropoda; Insecta; Diptera; Culicidae. The record is from RefSeq and is a predicted model, not a curated record.
UUCAGAUAGCAACGAACCCAUUUUUACCGGUUUCGCCGAGAACGAAAAAAUUCAAUCGGCACCCGAAGAACUGGAGAAGCUAUUGAACGGUCCCAACGAUCCAGUCGAAACCAACGAUGCUGCCAAAAACGUUGAACCAGAGAAGGAAUCAAAUCCUCAAAAUGUACCGAAUGUGGAAAAAGUUCAGUCUAAGCCUGGUAGACCCCUUCGCAAGCGUAACGGUUCCAAAGGAGAAGAGUCGUCCAAUACGGGUGUUCAGGGCGCAAGAAGCCUCCGGCUGAAAGCGAAAAAGGCUGCCGAAGAGAAGCCUGCAGAAGUGGGGGUCGAAGUGGAUGCGGAGAUAAGACUGACAUCCAGCAAUGGAGAACAUACACAGCAAAUUACAUCGGAAGUGAUGAAUCAGCCAGCGGAAAUCGAACGCGAAAAAGAGGAACGGAUUGUAUCUCGGAAACAGCUUACCACUGAUAAUGUCGAAAAUACUCAAACCGGAAUUGAAAAUAAGAAGAAGCGAGGAAGGCCACGUAGGGUCCCUAUUGUUACCGAACCAUUGGCUCAAAUUACUGAGAUCAUUGAGGAACCGGUAGCAAACGGAUGUGAUGUUUUGCAAAAUGGUAAAGAACCAACUGAAUCCCGUACUCCAUCAACAGUUCACGAUGUACUCGAAUCGGUAUCAUCGACGUCGAACACUGGCGAACCUGCGCCGCCCCAGUCGUCGUUACCAGACAUUGAACCAACAGAAUCGGCAACGUCGCCAUCAGCCGAAAGUGAGGAACCCUCAAAGGCUAAACAGCCGGCCCAAGUUAAGGAAAGUACUGAUUCCGAAUCACGUGAAGCCGCGGUGACUUCAACGUCCAGUGGAAUCGAGGCACCAGUGAAUGUUCAAGAUGCGCCUGAAAUUGAUGCGAUUGAAAGUACUGAAUCAGUUCCGCCGGUGUCCUCGUCAUCCACUGACGAUGUUGGUUCUUCCGAAAACAGGAAAGAUGCAGAAAAUUUACCGUUCAAGAAGCGUAGUUUAAGACAUGGAUCGGUCGAUGAACCUCCAGCCCUAGAGCCAUUUGGCGGUGAGAGGGGAGCUGUCGAAAUUAGCGAUAAUGAACCACCGAUUCUUGUACCGCAUGAUCCCGUACCAAGCACUAGUAAACGAUCAAAACGGAAAAAGACAGAAGAGCAUCCUGAAAAGCAUACAACUGAAAAGCCGGAGAAGAAACCCUGGUGGUUAGGGAGAUACUAUCAGGAUCGGACGGAUGAAACCGAUGAAACGUGGAUUCCGGGAAAGAGGCAGAAAGAUCGUUACAACCAACGGGUUCGCAACAAAAAGGUUGGCGGUCGAUCAGGAUCGAGUCGCGAAGAAGUGGAAUCUGAAUCGCAACCGGUACGGCGCGGUAGUCGUCAACGUCGUUUGGCAAAGGCAGCUGUGGUUAUGAAUCCCCUCGUAAAUUCCGUUUACGAUAAACCCGUCUAUCGGCAAAUGACCGCGGAAGAAUUGUUGCAAGCACAGCACCGCUUUGAGGAGGAAAAACGCGGGAAAAAGAAAACUAAAGCAACGUCAUCAACCGCGAGCAGUACAGCAGUGCCCAAAGCUGGAAAUCGGAAGCGCACCCAGGAGGAACCGGAAGAACCGAUAACGUCCAAGCGGAACCGGCCCGAUAAUGAAGCGGAGCAAAUCGCGGUAAGUAUCCAGCAACAGGAAGUACCAAACACCCCGGUUGUCCCUGCCGCCACGGAACCCGUGGCAUCCACUGACCGCCUGAUGCAGGAGAAGCUAGAUACCUAUGGGUGGAUCCACAAGCUGAUGCACGGAAACCUGGACGAGGAUCCGCGUUUACCCGUCGUGGGCGAUCUCGUGCAAUACUCGUUGCAGCAUCUGAGCUUCAAGGAGCACAAUGGAAUACAGUAUUCGUUCUACCUUCGCUCCGAAAGCGAAAAUUUUGGCUUCCUGAGGUUCGCACCUUCGGCGGUCAAAAAGCUGACCAAGACUUCGAAUUUCCUACUUAAAUUUCUCGUUAUUGCGGGCAAUCUUUCGUUUUAUCUAAAUGGUAAUAAGAUUUCAAUAGCAAGUGGUGACUUUUUGAUGCUGCCAGAAAACUCCAAGUACGGUAUUGAAAACGGCGCAGAAGUGUCACUUCUCUUCAUGGUCAAGAUGCUUUCGCAGCCGUCGCCGUCGUCGUCGUCGUAGUACUAGUUCAGGAGAAGGCGAACCAAGUUGUCGUACCUUUUUUGUAAGUUAUUUUCUAGCAUUACGUCUAUUUUAUUAGUAACUUUUAGAUCCAUUGUAUAAAGGCAUAGGAUACGGAA